CACACACACCCCUUGCGAUAUUUUCCGGGAUCACGCCACACUGCUUCUACUUGAGAUACACACACACACACACACACACACACACACGGCGGCAGCGACAUGGAUGAUCAUCACCGGACGGGACGAUGCUGUUUCUAUAUGUAGAACGAACAAAGCGCCACCGAUGCCUGUAGUCAGCCUGCAGGACGCCGCGCACGCGCCGUGGGACCCCGACAGAAGUGUGAUCUGCGGAUUUUAAGGCCAAGGAGUUGAAGAACUUGUCGCAGUGGAUCCGUCCCGGUGGGAAGUGGAACAAUAGUCCCGCAACAGAAAACGCGAGCAGGCCUGGGGGCCCUGGUGGUGUGUUGAGGAGAUGGACAGGAUGAAGAUUAUCAAGCGGCGGCUGUCCAUGUCUCUACGCAGUGCCCGCCCUGUCGACGACUCUCUGUCUGAACUGGCAGAACAGAUGGCCUUGGAUGAGUCAUCCACAGCCAGGGACAAUGAGCCCAUGGUGGUGUGCGCUGCGCACCCUCCCGCCUCCCACAGUGCUCCCUCCUUCCUGCGUCAGUAUGCUGGUCAUUUGGGUCGCACCGCGCUGCGCAGAGAACUAGGUGGGGGGCUGGACAGAGACAGAGCCUACCUGAGUCUGCAUAGGACUGGAUCCCUGGGUAUUGUCCAUGAGAAUGUGAAGAUGGGUUCAGAUGGGGAGAGCGAUCAGGCAUCUGGAACGUCUUCCGAUGAAGUCCAAAGUCCAGUCAGGGUUCGAAUGAGAAACAACCAUCAUCGACGCAUAUCUACUGAGGACAUAAACAAGCGUUUGUCUCUGCCAGCUGAUAUCAGGUUACCAGAGGGUUACUUGGAGAAGUUUGCCAUGAACAGCCCACCUUUUGACAAACCCAUGAGCCGCAGGCUGCGACGUGCUUCACUGUCCGAAAAUUGGCUUGGGAAACUUGAGACCUACAUCAAACUGGACAACCUACGCUACUGUGUUCAGGGGCGAAGCAAGUUAACAGACAAUUUGGUGGCUUUAAAGGAAAUUCGACUUGAGCACGAGGAGGGCGCUCCUUGCACAGCUAUCCGUGAAGUGUCUCUGCUGAAAGACUUGAAGCACGCCAAUAUUGUCACCCUCCAUGAUAUUAUCCACACUGACAAGUGCCUGACUCUGGUGUUUGAGUACCUGGAAAAAGACCUUAAACAGUAUAUGGAUGACUGCGGAAACAUCAUGAGCGUUCACAAUGUCAAGAUUUUUCUGUUCCAGUUGCUGCGAGGUUUGGCAUACUGCCACAAAAGGAAGGUCCUCCACAGAGACCUCAAACCCCAGAACCUGCUCAUUAAUGAAAAGGGAGAACUUAAACUAGCAGACUUUGGUUUAGCACGAGCCAAGUCUGUUCCUACUAAGACCUACUCAAAUGAAGUGGUGACGUUAUGGUACCGACCACCAGAUGUGCUUCUGGGCUCCACAGAAUAUUCUACACCCAUUGACAUGUGGGGCGUGGGCUGUAUCUUUUAUGAAAUGAUCACAGGCAGACCUCUGUUUCCUGGAUCCACUGUGGAGGAUGAACUUCACCUCAUAUUUCGCAUCCUUGGUACGCCUACAGAAGAGACGUGGCCAGGUAUCACUACCAGUGAAGAGUUUAAAACGUACAGUUUCCCCCGAUACCACGCAGAGCCUCUUGUCAACCACGCCCCUAGGAUAGAUAACGAUGGUCAUGACUUGCUCUCAGUUCUCCUACAGUUUGAGGCUAAGAAACGUGUGUCAGCUGACGACGCUCUCAGGCACUCAUACUUCAGAAGUCUGGGGGAGCAGGUUCAAACACUAGCUGACACUGCAUCCAUCUUUUCUGUAAAAGGCAUUCAGCUGCAGAAAGAUCCAGGGAAGAGAUCCUCAGUUUAUCCAGAGACGACAGUGAUGCAUAAGCUAGGCUCCGCCCCUUCGCAGUACUUCCAGAGAGAUGCAGCCAAUCCCAGGGCUCAGAGUCACACUCUCUCUUCCACUUCCACGGGCUGAGUGGCCCGUACCAUUCUGCCCAGGGGAAGAGCAGGAGGCAGAGUGUGUUAUUUUAGCAUUGGCGGGGUCACCGAGGUGAGGAGGACUGUGAUACGCGAUGCUACCCCAUCAGACAUAACACAAAUCGAACCCUGCCACAAACAAUGAAGGAGUCACGCACACGCAUGGAAACACAACCACACACAAGGAAGGCCAACGAAUUCCUAUUUGGCUGUAGGGGGGAAAAAAAAGGCAACUUAUCCCCAAAGACAGAAAAAUAUAAAAACGAGAGAACUGCGAGGAGAUGAAAGGAAGACACGAGAGUUCAAGACUCUGUGCUGCUGCUGCUACUACUGUUGCUGUCCAGGAGAGGGCAGCAUUUCUUCUUUGGGAUUGAAGAAAAGUUGCUUGUUUCAGCGAGACUUGCAGAAGGGAGUUUGUGCCUGAAGAGUGAAAAUGAAUAUAAAGGCAGAGAGAGGGAGAAAAAUGCCAUCAUGCACUCUUAACUUUUUUUAUUUUUGUUUUCUGGAUGUGCAUAAGAAACUGAGCUGUGAAAGUCUGCUUUUUCAUAACACACCUCAGCCUGAACCCUAAACACCCUCACCAAACAUCUCUGCCUUUUAUGACAUCAUAAAAAGCAGAUACACACAAAAGCAUUCCUUCUUUCUCUGUUGAAAUGUACAGAGAUCACCUUUAGCACCUUAUUGUCCGCUAGGGGUCAGGGUAGUUGUGUCAUUCAGACACUCACUGUUAAAACUGAAGAACACAAUACAAAACCUGGAUAAAGGACAACUGUAUUCCCCUUAGCCAAUGGAAUUGGACAUUUUUCAC
Messenger RNA from Thalassophryne amazonica, 2797 nucleotides. RefSeq names its product cyclin-dependent kinase 17-like. The record is from RefSeq and is a predicted model, not a curated record. NCBI's taxonomy places the organism in Eukaryota, Metazoa, Chordata, Actinopteri, Batrachoidiformes, Batrachoididae. The transcript has 18 exons. Gene Ontology annotation, biological process: neuron projection development; protein phosphorylation; exocytosis. Gene Ontology annotation, cellular component: synaptic vesicle; nucleus; cytoplasm. Gene Ontology annotation, molecular function: ATP binding; protein kinase activity. The coding region runs from base 353 to 1987 and encodes 544 amino acids.